This is a messenger RNA of Morone saxatilis (striped sea-bass), 1459 nucleotides long. It is a transcript of the gene slc41a2a, whose product is annotated as solute carrier family 41 member 2a. Gene Ontology annotation, biological process: monoatomic cation transport. NCBI's taxonomy places the organism in Eukaryota, Metazoa, Chordata, Actinopteri, Moronidae. Gene Ontology annotation, cellular component: plasma membrane. The record is from RefSeq and is a predicted model, not a curated record. Gene Ontology annotation, molecular function: monoatomic cation transmembrane transporter activity.
AGACAAGACAGGACGAGACUUGAGAAGCAAAGCAGGAAAGAUAAGGGAGACGGGAUCCCUCCGAGACGAGAGAGAUGCGUCCGCUUUCAUUGAGAGCCAGAGAGAAAAAGCUUCUUUAUACCAGUUUCAUAAAAUAGUUUUAAGUUCAAUGUUCAAUGAGACUUUUCAGCAUUAUUCAGCAGGGAGAGAGGAGAGGGGAUACAGCCUUGUUGGGAGCCACUUGAUGGUUCUAAGUAUUGGAGGACUUAUUCUGGACAAGACUGUGUCAGAUCCAAACCUUGCUGGAAUCCUAGUUUAUGCUCCAGUUAUAAAUGGUAUUGGAGGAAACCUUGUCUCAAUACAGUCCAGUCGUAUUUCUACCAAUUUGCAUUUGAAUUACUCACCUAGAGAGGUUCCUGAAGACCGUAGGAGCUGUUACAACCCCUGUCGCACUUUCUUAGGUUCAGGAGCAAACCACCGAUCUGCUCAGAUUCUCCUUCUUUUGGUGAUCCCCGGUCAGCUUGUCUUUGUGCACACUAUACAUCUGAUGAAAGGAGGCCACACUUUGCCCAGUCCUCUCUUCACUAUCGCCUUUUUGUCAGCUUCCCUGAUUCAGGUAUUCUCCCUGCUGUGUAUAGCUGACUGUAUGGUCCACUGUCUAUGGCGGAGGGGUAAAGAUCCCGACAGUUACUCAAUACCCUACUUGACAGCCCUCGGAGACCUAUUUGGGACUGCUCUCCUCUCUCUUGCUUUUCUCAUGCUGUGGUGCAUUGGUGACUCAGGCAGUGUGUAGCUUCAAGGCAAGAACAGACUUGAGGAAAAGACAAAUACAACAAAAGAUCACAUACCACUGGGCAACAAAUAGUGGCACAUUUACAACUUUCACAACUACCUUAAGGCUAGUACAGUUAAGUGCAACUAAUUUUAACUUUUUGGACACUGAACAGAAGGAAAUAAACACAUAAUUAUAUGUCCCUGAAAAGGAAUGUUAUAUCUUGACGAAUCAACUUGUGGUUAACUGUCAACAAAAUGUAGAGGAAAAUUAUUACUGUUUAGUAAUUCUCUGUAUUGACCUAAGCAUGAACCAUAGUUAUCUGCUUUAAUCUUUGUAUGCAAUCUUUGUAUGAACCACAACUUUACUGCUCCAGGGAAGUAGGCCUGGCUCCAUUUCCGGCUGAACUGUACCCGAACUCAAAGGCAAACCCCUAAUACUGUAGAUGACCGAGUACAAUAACCACAUUAUGUGCCAAGACUGAAAUAUAGCCUAGCCUACACCUAGAACUUCAUUCAAUUUGGUUUGAGCCUGCUUUUAGAAGUGCAUUUUUUACGACUUACUAAUGUCCAUGAUUUAAUAAUGCCUAUCUGUUCAUUAGAUGUAACUGUUGAUCCUUUGUUCUUAAGCGUAUAAAAACCCUGGUGAAGAUGCACACAGCAUCGAUUCCUCGGCAGUCGCUGACUGUCACUUUGCUGGUUUCGAUCC